Messenger RNA from Musca vetustissima, 2003 nucleotides. Its product is annotated as MOXD1 homolog 2-like. The transcript is spliced from 9 exons. Gene Ontology annotation, molecular function: copper ion binding; dopamine beta-monooxygenase activity. Bases 9 to 2003 code for a protein of 664 amino acids. Gene Ontology annotation, cellular component: secretory granule membrane. NCBI's taxonomy places the organism in Eukaryota, Metazoa, Arthropoda, Insecta, Diptera, Muscidae. The record is from RefSeq and is a predicted model, not a curated record. Gene Ontology annotation, biological process: octopamine biosynthetic process; dopamine catabolic process; norepinephrine biosynthetic process.
AUGCUGCUAUGCUGUCACCGCAGACGUCCUACAGCAACUUGGAGUAUGAAACGGCCAUGAAUUGGGAUCAUGCCGUUGAUUUGAAUGAGGAUUUUCGCGUUUACUGGACAAUCAUUAAUCAGGAUAUAACGUUCGAAAUCCAAGUACGAACCUUGGGCUACGUAGGGUUUGGUUUUUCUAAAGAUGGAAAUCAAGUCGGUGCCGACAUGGCUGUCGGUUGGGUGAAUGGAGGACACACAUUUUUCCAGGAUCGCUAUGUUGAUAGCCUCGGCUCAGCUGAACCCCAAAUUGACCCAUCGCAGGACUAUAGCCUUAUGAAAGGAUAUGAAAACAGUACUCACACCGUGUUACGUUUUCGUAGAAAGCUCGACACUUGCGACAAUAAACAUGACAUUGUCAUUUCCAACAACACAAUGCGGGUCAUGUUUAUGUACUAUGAUGAAGAUCCAGCCAUAGGUUCACAUGCACUGUCGCCCCUUCCCAAUCCAAUAGAGGCUUGGAGACCGUAUCGUUCUGUACUUUUGUUACAGAAGACCCCGUCGGAUUUGCCCCGCUACGAGCCAUCAGCCCGAACUUUGGAACUGCGCAAUCAGGAUGUGGAGCUACCAUAUGGCGAUGAUUCACAAUUUUGGUGUACAAUGUUCAAAUUAGACAAACUCGAUCGGAAAUACCACAUAGUAAAGUAUGAGCCGAUUUUCGAUUCCUCGUGGAGCUAUCACUAUUUACAGCAAAUUACCUUGUACGAAUGCCAAGGCAAUAGUGUAAAGCUGGAAGAAAUGUCGCGUGGAGGUGGUCAACUGUGCAUGGGUGCCAGCAGCUUAUCUUUAAAUUGCAAUGCAAUUGUCGCCUCUUGGACAAGGGGUUCGGAGGGCUUUGUGUUCCCCCCUGAAGCUGGUUACCCACUGGAAUCCAAACAUAACAAAUACUAUUUGAUGGAAACACAUUAUAGCAACUUAAAUGCCGAAUUCGAGCCUUACCAAACACAUCGCAUGACAGACAGUUCUGGCCUGAAAAUUGUAUUCACACAGGACCUGCGACCACACGAUGCCGGUGUUCUGUCAGUUGGUAUGGAUCCCAAUUGGAGGCACAUUAUUCCGCCAGGACAGGAACGGGUAAUUUCACAGGGUCAUUGCAUGGAAGAUUGCACAGGAUCAGCAUUCCCCCCUCAGGGUAUUAAUAUUUUUGCCGUCAUGAUGCGCACCCAUCAAAUUGGUCGGGAGAUCAAGUUGCGCCAGAUACGACAGAACGAAGAACUCUUUCCCAUCGCUUAUGAUAGCAACGUCGACCCCAGCUAUCAAGACUAUCGACGUCUUUCCCAUCCUGUGCGCUCCAUGCCAGGCGAUAGAUUGGUUGCGGAGUGCAUUUAUGAUAGUUCGUCACGAAAGGCAAUUACACUCGGUGGACUAACCAUGAAGGAGGAAUCGUGUACAGUGCUAACACUUUACUAUCCCCGCCAGAAAAGUCUGACAACCUGCCACUCACUGCCCAGUUUGCCCACCGUCUUACAUUCACUGGGCAUCGAACAAUUGGCUAUGGCAUCGAAUCCGGUUGUUAUAGCAUCGCCCCCUGAAUUGGCCGGUAUGACAUUGGAGACUCGGUUAUUGUCGUACGAUUGGGAGCAUCAGUUUGACAAAUUCCAAGAGGCAACAUUGCGUGGCACCUUCAAACCAAUUUGUAGCGGUGCCCACCAUGAACAAUUGCCGAUAUCUGAGCACUUGAUCGGCUACAAUAAGAACAUUAGCAAAACGUACCGGGAGCCACGUCGCUGUAAACCAAAACGACUAUUUGUCACAGAGACGAUACCUCAACUAGAAUUACCUGUUUUGCACGACUUGGAGACUAAUCACCUCAGCGAGGCAUCAGUGCGCAGCAGCCGAAGUUCGUUUAUAGAAACACUGGCGUUGAGUGGUUCGGAAUCAUCGUCAUGCAGGCAACAUGCCACUUGGUUUAGCAUACAUGUGACCAGUUUGAUCACGAUUGCCAUUGUAUGGUUGGCCAGAUGA